Messenger RNA from Eimeria mitis, 1461 nucleotides. RefSeq lists its product as uncharacterized. The record is from RefSeq and is a predicted model, not a curated record. The coding region runs from base 1 to 1461 and encodes 486 amino acids. The transcript has 3 exons. NCBI's taxonomy places the organism in Eukaryota, Apicomplexa, Conoidasida, Eucoccidiorida, Eimeriidae.
AUGAUGAUGCAGAAACAACAGACACAUAAACAGCAACAGCAGCAGCAGCAGCAGCAACAACAACGAAACGGACAGGAGAAGCUGCAUGCGAAGCAGCAGCAGCAGCAGCAGGCCCAUCAACAGCAGCAGCAGCAUCAGCAGCAGGAGCAGCAGCAGCAGGAGCAUGAGAAAGGAGAGAACAGGGUAUGGCAUCAGCAGCAGGAGCAGCAGCAGCAGGAGCAUGAGAAAGGAGAGAACAGGGUAUGUAUAACGCAGCAGCAAGAAGCAGCACUUGAGUUGCUGCUGCAGCAGAGAUUAAAAAGAGUAAGAGUCGAGCAGCUUGUGCUGCGGCUGCUGCGGGAUAUACAGUGUAGAAAAGGAAAGACAACAACGAAGCAGCAGGAGCACCUGCAGCAGCUGCUGCUGCUGCAGCAGAUACUGCUGCAGCAGCAAGCGCAGAUGUGGGAUACAGCACAUAUACUCAGAGCUGUAUCCAAGCAGCAGCAGCAGCAGCAGCAGCAGCAGCAGCAACAGCAGCAGCAGACGAAGCAGCAGGAGCAUCUGCAGCAGCUGCUGCUGCUGCAGCAGAUACUGCUGCAGCAGCAAGCGCAGAUGUGGGAUACAGCUCAUAUACUCAGAGCUGUAUCCAAGCAGCAGCAGCAGCAGCAGCAGCAGCAGCAGCAACAGCAGCAGCAGCAACAGCAGCAGCAGCAGCAGCAAGAUGCUUUUGAAUGUGAGAUAAAGAGCAGCAUAAGUAAUAUAAGACAGCAGCAACAAAACCACCAUGAGUUGCUGCUGCAGAUGCAGCAGCAAGUAGCAGCAAGUCGUGCUGAUGUGCUGCAGGCAGCAGCAGCGCAGCAGAAACUGAGGCAGCGGCUGCAGCAGCUGAGCGUUGAGUUUAGCCGUUUGUCUUUUGGUGGGAGUGAGGAAGCAGCAGAAGCAGAGCGUCAGCAGCAGCAGCAGCAGCAGCAGCAGCAAGUGCAGCAGCAAGUGCAGCAGCAGCAGCAGCAAGUGCAGCAACAGCAGCAAGAGCAGCAGCAGCAGCAGGUGCAGCAGCAGCAGCAAGUGCUGCAGCAGCUGCAGCAAAUACGGCAGCAGAUGCAUCAGGAUGUUGUUGCUGCUCGCUGCAUCAGCCGCUGCCUCAGGCUAGAAGCAGCAGCAAUCUGCGAUAGGUUGAAGCGAGCACAAAGAAGAAAUAGUAUAUUAAGAGGAGCAGCAGCAACAGCAGCAACAGCAGCAACAGCAGCAACAGCAGCAACAGCAGCAACAGUAGAUAGACAAGCUGCAGUUGAAACGGCAGCAGCAGAAACCGCAGCAAUCAGUUUCCAGCAGCAGCAGCAGCAGCAGCAGCAGCAACAGCAGCAAAUGCAGCAGCAUCAUGUGCGACAGCAGCAACAGCAGCAGCAGCAGCAGCUUAAGCAGAAGCACAUCCAUAAACAGCAGCAGUUGCUGCUGCAGCAACACCAACUGCUGCAGCACUAA